Penicillium riverlandense is the source of this 873-nucleotide messenger RNA. RefSeq lists its product as uncharacterized. The annotation marks the transcript as partial. Lineage: Eukaryota; Fungi; Ascomycota; Eurotiomycetes; Eurotiales; Aspergillaceae. The transcript has 3 exons. The record is from RefSeq and is a predicted model, not a curated record.
CCGCUUCUCACCUUAGAAGACUUUAGGUUUCGCGGGCCCGUUGGUGUCUGUCUAGGUCAAGCGCCUUAUAUCACACCAGGACUCUUCGUCGGUCGUAGCUCCGAGCUCCAUGAAAUCGCACAGGUUUUACAGAGUCUUCACACUUCUCACAAGCAACAGCGCCUUCUUAUCGUGGAUCAUAGCUCAGUAUUUUGGCUGAAUGCAGCAUCCGAGGCCGCACUGAAAGACAGUUUUCGAUCGGUUGCCUCCCUCAUCUUCUCCGUACAGGAUCCGGGGGUCUUGCAAGGUAAUGCGAUUGUGGGACAUGUACAUCAGUGGCUGUCUGAUUUAAGAAAUACUGGAUGGCUUUUGGUCUUUGAUAACUAUGAUGAACCCAGCCAAUUUGAGAUCAACGACUAUUAUCCACCCGCCUCUCAUGGGACUGUUGUAGUCACCACCCGACGGCCAGAUCUUGUUGCAGGAAGUACUCUGCAUAUAAAGCCUUUACGGAACAUUGAAGAUGGCCUUGCAAUUCUGCAGUCCCGAACCGGCUUUACUUUUGAGCGCUAUUUGCAAGAGUACGAGACACGUUUGAAUAUUGAUCCCCGCCGCCCCACCAAGCUCCAAGAAUAUCGUCAACAUACCCUUUACACGACUUGGGAUCUAUCAUACGAUCAUCUGAAGAUCGAAGAUCCUGACGCGGCGAAGUUCCUUAGGUUGCUGGCCUACUUCGAUAACCAAAGCCUUUGGUACGAGCUAUUUCGUGGCGGACUUACGAGUAAUUCUCACGAGUGGCUUCGUGAAGUGGUUGCAAACGACGUGACUUUCCACGGAGUGAUGGGGAUCCUGAGCCAGUACUACUUUCUAGAAGUUGACAGAACAUCAGGAUCAUGA